This is a messenger RNA of Bacidia gigantensis, 1146 nucleotides long. RefSeq lists its product as uncharacterized. Gene Ontology annotation, biological process: mitochondrial tRNA threonylcarbamoyladenosine modification. NCBI's taxonomy places the organism in Eukaryota, Fungi, Ascomycota, Lecanoromycetes, Lecanorales, Ramalinaceae. Bases 1 to 1146 code for a protein of 381 amino acids. The transcript is spliced from 2 exons. The record is from RefSeq and is a predicted model, not a curated record. Gene Ontology annotation, cellular component: mitochondrion.
AUGGAGACAUACACCGUGCCUAAGGCGCAGGAUCUUGAGCGGGUCCCGCCCUUCAAGACGAAAUCUAUUAACGCUUGCAAUAGAAACAUCAUGAUUACCGCCGACAACAGCUCAUUCGGGGGCAUUCACCCUGCCACGGCGGUGACAUCACAUCAACAUGUACUGUCCAACAUGAUAGCUGAAAGCCUUGGUUCCCUCCCAGAAGCGAUUGAUGGAAAUCUCCAGACGGAUCCUACCAUGCUUGUUCAGGUCGGAGACCAGGACGUGAGACUAAAACCUGAUUUCAUCUCGGUCACGAGAGGGCCUGGCAUGUCGGCGGCUCUGUCUACGGGUUUGGACACUGCUAAAGGGCUCGCGCUUGCAUGGCGCAUUCCACUCGUGGGCGUCCACCACAUGCAGGCGCAUGCGCUUACCCCAAGACUGGUCCAUGCUUUGGAGUCGCCUGGUUUGAAGAGCGCGGAGCCAGCAUUCCCCUUCAUGUCCCUUUUAGUCUCUGGAGGUCAUACUCUUCUGGUUCAAUCAGAGUCACUGUGCGACCAUAAGGUGCUCGCGUCUACGGUCGACAUCGCAGUGGGAGACGCUCUAGACAAGAUCGCACGAUUAGUACUUCCCCAUGAAGCGCUUCGCGGGAAGGAAAUCAUGUAUGGUCGUCUUCUUGAGUGGUUUGCAUUUCAUGGACGGGCUCGGCGCUAUCUGUACCGUCCCCCAAAAGAUCGUGCUGAAGAGAUUGCUCCACGCGAGACAAAAUGGGGCUGGGCACUACCUGUACCGCUGGCUGACACCAAAAAUAUGCAAUUCAGCUUUUCUGGGCUAGGAAGCGCCAUCAAGAGGAUCUGCGAAAGCAGGAGCGAAAAAAUGAGUGAGGCAGAACGCAUCGACUUGGCAGUAGAAGGAAUGAGGGUGGCGUUUGAACAUAUUGCAACAAGGGUCAUUCGGGGGGUAAGUGGCGCACAAGCCACGAAUCAGGGAAUUCAAUCCUUGGUGAUCAGCGGGGGUGUAGCAAGCAAUGGCUUUCUCCGGAUGAUGUACGCUCAUGAAACCAUACUCCAUGAAUACUUGAAAAGCAAGCUGAUUUUUGAACAGCAUGAGGUCUUUUCUGGAUGGCCGUGGAUUCGAAAAUGUCCCGUUGGUCCUACCGCCGGCUGA